AUGCUCGAAACUUUCACUGAAAGAUGGCAACGGUCUGUCAACAGGAGCGGAGUAUUGUCCACGGCGAUAUCUAUAGAUCAUCGAAUUUCAAAGAGAACGCAAAGCGCGAGAAAUGUCAUGAAGGCGAUGAAAUUUGUGAAAGAAUGCUAAGUGAUCGAAAACGUUUGCUACACUGUAGGGAAUUGUAAUGUACAUGUAACAUUCGUUAUUUAACACAUCUCGAUAAGAGUGUGACGUUUACCAAAAUGGCACUACAAGAAGACGAAAACACCUGGGUUUUGGAGCUGGAAGCAGCUCUCUUGGAUACCGAGCCACCAUCCGCAUCUGAUGUAUAUGCAAUUUGCAAAGGACGAUCAGUUCCUACAAAUUUAAGGCCUGAUGUAUGGCAGGCUUGUUUAGAUGUUAUCGAUCGGGGCAAUCAGUUGAAUCACUUCAAUGAAGUUUUCGAUUUAUCAGAACAAAAUAUUAUUCGUGACGAUUGUCAACAAUUAGUUGCAAAGUUAGGGAACGAUGACGAGGAUAAAGUUUCCGUUGUUUCCGAUUUAGAGUCUAUUUUAACAUUUUAUUGUAAAAGUAAGGAGAAGCAAUAUAAAAGAGGAAAUGGAUGGAUAGAAUUGUUGGGUCCUUUAAUAGCUUUAAAGCUUCCACGUAGUGCAACAUAUAACUUAUUUGAAGCGAUAAUAGAUAUUUAUAUUCCUAGGGGCGAAACGUAUAGUUCUGUAUUAAGAUUGUUAUUACUUUAUCACGAACCAGAAUUAUGUUCUUUCUUGGAUACAAAAAGGGUAUCUCCCGAUCAAUACACAAAGGGAUGGGUAACUACUCUUUUCGCGGGUGUGUGUUCGCUACCAGCUGUUUGUACGAUGUGGGAUUUAUAUUUCAUGCAAGCUGAUCCAUUUUUUAUGCUAUUUUUGUCUCUUAUCAUGGUUAUUAAUGCCAGAGAGCAAAUUUUAAGUAUGAAGGAUAACGAUAAGCAAAGUAUAAUCGAUGCAAUAGCUGCUAUGCCUUGUGCUUUAGAAGCAGAAGAUGUAACAGACUUUUGCUCAUUAGCACAAUAUUACGCAAUGAAGACACCAUCAUCUUUUAAGCAGGACUUAGAUCCUAUUAUGUUUGGGGAAAGUUUCGAUGAAAAAUAUAUAUCGCACGCGCUCUGCCUGCCCGUUUCAGCUCAAGAAUUAGUUGAAAAUUCUAUCGAAGCUCCGUCCAUACCCAGCACCUCCGUUGAAUCUGUUAGAUUUUUUCUUGUGGAUUGUAGACCUGCAGAACAAUAUAAUGCCGGACAUUUGCCAACCGCGUUUCAUCUGGAUUGUAAUUUGAUGCUUCAAGAACCUGCUGCUUUUGCAACAGCAGUGCAAGGAUUGUUGCAAGCACAACGACAAGCGCUAGCUGUUGGAUCGCAAGCUGGAGGUGAACAUCUUUGUUUCUUAGGAAGCGGUAGGCAAGAAGAAGAUCGUUACACUCAUAUGGUGGUUGCAUCCUUUCUACAAAAACAUACCCAAUACGUUAGCAUGGUUACAUCAGGCUAUCAAGCUAUACACGAAUACUUUGGUGAUGAAGUCGUUUCUAGUCUCGUUGAUCAUAAUUCACAACAUUGUUUGGUAUGCAAUGCUAAUAUAUCCGAAGCAAAUUCUAACGAAACGAGUCCUGCCAAAGUCAAGAAUAACAAUUCUGACUUCUUGGGGAAGAUUAAGAAAGUCAAAGGAAAGUUAUUUGAUUAUAUCGUUAAUCCAUCAGCAAGUGUUCAUAAUAACGUGGAGAAUAGAAAUGGCAAAGAUACCGAGUAUAUUAAACGGCAAAAGAAAACUGGUCCUGUAUUUAGCAUAGACGACGAUCAAGAAUUAGAUAUGACUAUGACAAAUAAUGAAACCGAAGAACCAGUUGAAGUAGUAUCUAUUCAACAGUGGAUGAAGGAUCCAAAGUUAUUACAUUCCUUUAAAUGUCAAGAAGUGAAAGUUAACGGAGAUCUCUGUGAUAGUAUACUUUUGGUUACCGAUACUCACCUUAUCGUGCUCCGGGAAAUACCAGAAAGAAAAGGCGCAGCACACGUAAUUGUCAAACGUCCAUUAACAAGUAUUGUUAAAAUAACAUCUAAAAAGCAACAUUCAGAUUUGAUCACAUUUAAAUACGGUACAACACAAUAUUACGAUACAGUUAUUUCCGAUAUGGAUAAGUUUCUUAUUCCUAACGCAAGCGAGGCUACCAAAUUGAUUUCGCAACAGAUUAUGGUACAAUUGGAAACGUUAAAUUCAAGUUAAAGAAUUUUAUAACGCUGUCCACAACAGUUUAUCUAUGAUGUACAGGUGCGGUAAGAUUCAAUUUAUUUUAGAAGAAUGUUCUCGAGCAAACGUAAGAAUAGACAUUUGUUUAUUCGUUUGAUCGUUGAUAAUGUUCUUAAUUAAAUGGUACUACAAACACAACGUGUAAUAUUAAGAUAAUAAAAGGAAUAGUCCAUAGAAAAAAGUUCUAAAAGUAAUUCGAGCGUUUUAUAUAUAGAACUAAUUAACACGAUGUCAUCAAUGAUAAUACGGCCAAACAUGAUUCAUAGUUGAAUUUUAAGAUUUUUAAUGGUAAUUUUACUAAGCUGUUACUUUCACAAAUUACAUUUACGCUUGCAGUUUUUUCAUGCACUUUUUUAAGUUUCUAAAAACAUACGAUUUCUAUGAAGUGCAUUUUUAGCAUUUCUUUUCUCUAACGAUGCCAUAACAUGUGUUAACAAUUCUGAACUCAGUUUUUGUUUUACAUGUGGCUAAACGGUGGCCUUACUAUAAAAAAGAAUAGGAGAGAUUAUGGAUUCUGCAAAUUAUUCAUUAAUAUGAAUAUAUACGAUGGAAUAGAAUGUGCCAUGAACUAAGAAUAUUAAUAAUGUCUCUACAUAAAUAUGAUUCGUGACGUGGUGUCGAUUAACAAUUUAUUUUUUCUUUUACGGGUCAUAUAAAACUUUCAAUCGCACGCUAUCAUAGCGUUCUCGGAAUACAUGAAUACAUAAUAUCUAUGUACACGUUAUAACGAACUGAUAAUUGGUCCUAAUGUAAUACGAUUCGAGAACCAUUAUAAUGUAAAUGAUUAUAAACUUGCAUUUUAUAGUAUAUAAUAUUGCAAUACAUGUCUUUAUAAAAUAUUUACAAAAGGUACAAAAUACAUUGAAAAAUAAACGAUAUCAUCUCUUUACAGGCAUACCUAUUACACUGCCUGAUUAUAUUUCGAGGAAUUUUUAAAGUUUACGAUUUACGAUCUUUCGAAAAUAUAUCUAUAAUUCGUAAAGAAAAUCUGUCACAAUUAAAAUAUUCCUAUCUUUCUCCGACAUGUAUAUUUGAACAAUUACAUGGUACAAUUCUUUUUCUAUUACCCACUAGAAAUAUACUAGUAUUAGAUGAACGAAAAAAUUGAUGUCGUAAUGAAUUCUCGUGCACACGGUUGCACUGCCUUUUUGUAAUUUUGGAACAAUACUAAUCGCAACAGCAGUUUAUUUGCGUAGAAAUUGCCGAUAGAUAUGUUUACACGGUUGUGAUUUCGUUGUUACAGAGUCCAAGGGUAUUAUUUUUAAUGUACAUCAACCGUUAUUCUGUGUUUCAAGUUUUGAAUAAAUAGUUUGAAAUAUGUAUUUAACAAACCUAUGGAAAUCUUAAAUCUUGUAGAUAUUACCAACAUUGUUAAUAAUUGUAACAAUAGUAAAGUGUAAUAUAUUUCAUGAUAUGUAUAACGAAUUUUGUGUAUAAUAGAAAUUUUCUAUUUAUGUGCUUCCACAAUGAGUGAUGAACGUAAAUAGUGGAAUCAUCGUCGACUAAAGAAACUUAUUAGAAUUUAAAAAAAAAAAGUUUUUAUUUGUAUGUAAAUAAAUUUUAUGUAAUACAUUACGAAUGCGUUUAAAUAUGUAUUUUUAAGAGAUUGUAAAAUAAACUAUAUAAUUAUA
Messenger RNA from Hylaeus anthracinus, 3907 nucleotides. It is a transcript of the gene TBC1D23, whose product is annotated as TBC1 domain family member 23. The record is from RefSeq and is a predicted model, not a curated record. The coding region runs from base 246 to 2252 and encodes 668 amino acids. Gene Ontology annotation, cellular component: trans-Golgi network. NCBI's taxonomy places the organism in Eukaryota, Metazoa, Arthropoda, Insecta, Hymenoptera, Colletidae. The transcript has 9 exons. Gene Ontology annotation, biological process: retrograde transport, endosome to Golgi.